AUGUUGUCUUUGCUUCACAGAGUAUGUGAGUGUGGUGGGCUCUGCACUGGGUGAUAAUACUGCAUUUCUAGAAGCAUCAGAGUCUCAUUCAACUUCUGUCCUUUUUCAAAAGAGGUUCGGACAUAAUACCCAACACAGUGUUCACAGCACACUCUUAGAUCUAAGCUGAAAGACGAAAACAGGAUGAAUGGGUCAGUGGACUACGACUCCCAGCACUACGAUGGGUCCUUCAUGUUUACCUCUGAGUCUGUGGGAGAAGGACACCCUGAUAAGAUAUGCGACCAGAUCAGCGAUGCUGUGCUAGAUGCUCACCUGAAGCAAGACCCUGAUGCCAAGGUUGGCUGUGAGACAGUGUGUAAGACUGGAAUGGUUCUGCUCUGUGGAGAGAUCACAUCUCGGGCUAACGUAGACUAUCAGAAAGUGGUGAGAGACACCAUCAGAUAUAUUGGCUAUGACAACUCCGAUAAAGGUUUUGACUAUAAGACCUGCAAUGUGCUUGUGGCUCUAGAGCAGCAAUCCCCUGAUAUUGCCCAGGGUGUUCACAUCGACCGCACUGAGGAUGACAUCGGAGCGGGAGAUCAGGGUCUGAUGUUUGGCUACGCAACUGAUGAGACAGAGGAGUGCAUGCCUCUGACGAUCGUCCUCGCCCACAAACUCAACUCCAAGAUGGCGGAACUGAGGCGGAACGGGACAGUCCCAUGGCUGCGCCCCGAUUCUAAAACCCAGGUCACCGUUCACUACACCCAGGAGAAUGGUGCAGUCAUCCCCAGGAGAGUCCACACAGUGGUCAUUUCAGUGCAGCACGAUGACUUUGUCAGUCUAGAGGAACAGAAGGAGAUUCUCAAAGAGAAGGUCAUCAAAGCUGUGGUUCCUUCCAAGUACCUGGAUGUGAACACCAUCUACCACCUACAGCCCAGUGGACGCUUUGUCAUUGGUGGACCUCAGGGUGAUGCGGGUGUGACUGGUAGGAAGAUCAUUGUGGACACCUAUGGUGGCUGGGGGGCCCAUGGGGGAGGAGCCUUCUCUGGUAAAGACUACACCAAGGUGGACCGCUCCGCAGCCUAUGCUGCCCGUUGGGUGGCUAAAUCCCUGGUCAAGGCCAAUCUCUGCAGGAGGGUCCUGGUACAGGUGGCCUAUGCUAUUGGAGUGGCCCACCCUUUAUCCAUAUCCCUUUUCACCUACGGUUCUUCCCAGAAGAAUGAGAAGGAGCUGUUACAGAUUGUCAACAAGAACUUUGACCUCAGACCAGGGGUCAUAGUGAGAGACUUGGAUUUGAAGAGGCCCAUCUACCAGAAGACAGCUUGCUACGGUCAUUUUGGCAGGAAGGAGUUUCCUUGGGAAGUUGCAAAGAAUCUGAACUUCUAAUGUGUGUGAAGGUGUAGGGCAUCAGACAGUGGCAGUUACAGCUGUCUAAAGGGCUGCUGUGAUCCAGAAGGGGAGAGGCAGCUGUUAGGGAAGGAGGGAAGGGGAGAGGCAGCUGUUAGGGAAGGAGGGAAGGGGAGAGGCAGCUGUUAGGGAAGGAGGGAAGGGGAGAGGCAGCUGUUAGGGAAGGAGGGAAGGGGAGAGGAUGGGGUAUAUGAUCUUUCUGUGGAAAAUAAGACCCCAAAUAUCUGUCUUAAGGGGAGGUACAGGGAAGGGGGGGGGUCUGUGAUUUAUAACCUCCCUCUCAGCGGUCAUCAGAUCACAUGGCUUUCAGGUAUUUUUAACUCACAGCUACAAUCCGCACACUCUUGUUCAUACGGUAUGAUACACGUUUAUUUAUCUCUUGGUAUAGCUGUAGUUUGCAAGGCUGUCCUAGAGCUGGAAUCAUAAUAUUUUGUCAGGUUGAAUACACAUUAGACUACUUCUAUAUGUGCUAAACUACUUUUCAUAAAAAGCCAAUGACCAAAUUAAAAGGCAGAGUAGCCAAACAUUACUCUGUAGUGAUCAUUUGCUACCGAGAAACACAAUGUCUUAAUAAUGAUCAAUACCAACAAAUAUGUCGUAACUAUUGUUGACACAUUCAAUCCCUUUGUCUAAAACCUGUUGUUUAAUCAAAUGGUGGUUGAUUUUACACAUUAUUCAUUGAUAGGUCUGCAUGUUUAACAAGGGCUUUAUGUGGAAAUAUUUUAUGAACGGAAAAACAGAUAACCAUAAUGUCUACUAGAAAUGGCAGCCGGAAAAUACUUUAAAGGGAUGAUGGCAAUUAACAGUCAAAUUAUUCUACAACAGAAGAAGAGAAGAGAAUAAUGUGACACAUGCUCUUAACAACACAGUAUUGGUGUGCAGAUCUUUUCAAACACAUCCAUAGCUUUUACUUGCUUAUGAGGAAUGCUAAAGAAUGUAAAUAAGCUUUUUGAAAAAUAAAACAUUUUAACAUUAGUGUUUUCUAAUAUUGUAUCAAGCACAAUACAUAUUUAUAUUUUAUUUUAAUACCUGAAAUAUUCUGCAGCAUACAUUAUAAAACAAAAAUAAAUCACAAAAUGCAAUAAAGAGUUUACAAUAACAAUGUACAUUUUCAAAAAGGCAUUCAAAGUGAUAAUUUGGUCCCAUUUAAAUCAGUGGAGGAGCAAACAGUCAAAAACUCUUAUCAACAGUUAAGACACCUCAAUAUCUAUGUAGUGCCUUCUACAGAUUUAAAAAUAUAUCAUUUUUUAAACAUUCACCCAACCCUUUCAAAAGGAUAAAUCCUCUCAACAUAUCUUGAUGUUUGGUUGUCUUUUUAAAGCAAUACUUUUUACAUGUAAAAAUGUUUACACAAUAUAAUAAUUACCUGUUGAAAGAAUAUACAUAAAAGAAUAAUACAUCCAUAUCUAUCUUUGAAUAUAUUUGUUCCUAUUAAGAGGCACUGAGCAGAACUUAGUGAUGGAACAGAUAUUCCUGAGAA
This is a messenger RNA of Hypomesus transpacificus, 2866 nucleotides long. Its product is annotated as S-adenosylmethionine synthase-like. Gene Ontology annotation, cellular component: cytosol. Bases 184 to 1365 code for a protein of 393 amino acids. Gene Ontology annotation, biological process: S-adenosylmethionine biosynthetic process. Lineage: Eukaryota; Metazoa; Chordata; Actinopteri; Osmeriformes; Osmeridae. The transcript is spliced from 9 exons. Gene Ontology annotation, molecular function: ATP binding; methionine adenosyltransferase activity. The record is from RefSeq and is a predicted model, not a curated record.